UUCAGUCCCCCUCGGGUUUUAAGGCACGAUUAGUCACAGUCAUCUUUAAAAAUGUAGAUUCGAAAAUACACCAGUCAAUUUUUGGCGUUUGUGUUGAUUUUUGUUUGUCUUUAAAAUAUUAUAUGUGACUAUAAUGGAAAUGCUGACUUUAACGCGUUUGUGAACUUGUGCCUCCUGUAGGAAUAUGGGAAUCUGCCUCGACACCGAACAAAAUAAUGGUUCACAGUCACUUGAAGGUGGAACGGAAAGUUGGGCUCAGAACACUCCACGCUACACAAAAAACGCCGUUACUCCUCCAGCAGGAAAAUUUCCAAUGCAUAACGACACCCCGAUUCAAUUUGAAGCCCUUAAAGUUCCAGUUAUUUUUGUAUUGGGAGGGCCGGGUAGCGGAAAGGUGACACACUGCGACAAUUUGAUGCAAGAAAAGAAAGGAGUGGUGCACAUUAAUGUGUCUGAUUUACUUCAACAAUACGCCAUUGGAAAUGAUGUCCUGGAUUAUGGUCAACUUUCUAGCAAAACGGUUACCGAGGUUUUGAUGGUCGAGAUGAAAAUGGCGCCCAGUGCAAAAACCUAUUUGGUUUCUGGUUAUCCGCGUAAUAUGAGAGACGUGGUGGAAUAUUCCGAAAAAAUUCGGGUAGUGAACGGUGUAAUAAUGAUAUCGUGGCGACAAAAGAUAUUGGAGAGACAAAUUGAAUAUGGUGCCAAAUUAGGUCAAUUAGUGUUAUCUCUGGCUAAGUUGGAACUUGUCAACUUUUACAAAAACGUUAUUCCUGUGGCGGAAUACUUCGACCAAAGUAACAUGCUAAUAUCGGUUCAUGGUGAGAGACCUCCGGCUGAUGUGUACAAAGAUUUUCGAGAAGCCGUAUUUCGGAUACUAGGAGAUCAAGAUAAUCCUCCUGAAUUCACGCAACUGACGAAAAAUAAUUUUGUGCCAAUGAAUAACAACUCAGAAAAGACACCUGCAAACUUGGCACAAUUAUCUUUGGAAUCUCCACCUCCGACGCGGGCAGCAGCUCCUACCACUCGUCCAAAAACUCAAGUCAUUUCGAUGAAUUCAGCGAUUGAAAACAAUUUCAACACUCCGAUAAAACCUCUUAAUUAUCCUCCCGUUUUCUGGGUGAUCGGCGGUCCUGGAAGCAACAAAGCAGUAUUGUGUCAAACUGCUGCGAGAAAAAUGGGCUGGAACCACAUAAGUCUGGGGAAACUUUUGAGAAGUGUUGCUGAGUCAUCAGAUCCAAGAAACAACAACGAAAUAGUCAAGAUAAAAGAUUGUAUUAGCAACGGAGAACUGGUACCCACGGAUAUUGUUAUGAAAACGGUUGAGUCGCAUAUAAUGAAUAAUAUUAACGUAAAAGGAAUCAUUUUGGACGGGUUUCCUCGAGACAUGGUACAAAUACAGGAAUUCGAAACGAAGUUCCGACAAAAGCCAACUGUAAUUCUAUUAGAUUGCUCUAAAUUGCAAUUGGGCAAAGGAAGACUAGAUGACAGCGUCACUGCGUUUCGAAGACGUUUGGAAAUAUUCAGACAAUCAUCUCUUCCGAUGCUUAAAGCGAUGGAUAAUAUUGGCCGAUUAACUAUAGUCGAUGGCGAUACGGAUCUAGCGUCAGUUCAAGAGGACUUUUUUAAUGUAGUAAAUGAACAUGUUAAAUACAUCACGGCCAAUGAAUAUCAGACACAUGCCAAGACCAACCAUGUCGUAAGCAAUGGAGUCGCCAACGGGCACACAAUUAAAAAUGGAUAAUUCGGCAUUGCGAGAGUGAAUAAGAAAGAGGCCGAGGCGUUAAGAAAGGACAUUAUGCUUGAAAGCGCCAGGAUUUAUUUUUAUAUAUUGGUAUAAUAGAAAUUUUAAUGUGUGCUAAAAUUUGUCAGCAUUGUCAGUAACGCAGGGUACAAAUCAAUAUUAAGUGUUUAUUUUAAUAGGUGAAUGUGUUAAUGAUUAAAUAUAAGUGAUACAUUCAUACCAAAA
Molecule: messenger RNA, 1966 nt
Organism: Cylas formicarius (sweet potato weevil)
Lineage: Eukaryota; Metazoa; Arthropoda; Insecta; Coleoptera; Brentidae
Product: adenylate kinase isoenzyme 5
Exons: 12
Coding region: 185-1741 (518 amino acids)
Biological process (GO): UDP biosynthetic process; CDP biosynthetic process
Cellular component (GO): nucleus; cytoplasm
Molecular function (GO): UMP kinase activity; ATP binding
Source: RefSeq, a predicted model, not a curated record